Messenger RNA from Durio zibethinus, 1379 nucleotides. RefSeq names its product MAPK kinase substrate protein At1g80180-like. The record is from RefSeq and is a predicted model, not a curated record. Lineage: Eukaryota; Viridiplantae; Streptophyta; Magnoliopsida; Malvales; Malvaceae.
UAUUGACUGAGUUGCCUUAUUAUGACUUUUUCUUAACCAAAUGUUCAAGAUUUUUCUGUCCUUCUCUCUCCGGAUAUAUAAUGAGUUACUUGGAAUUUGCAAAAGGAAAUAUUAGAUUUUAGUUUCAUUCAAAGACAGAAAAGAGAUAAAGAUCCAGUGAAAGUUGUUAUCUACCAUGGCUGGUUUGCAAAGAUCUGCAGUUUCUUUUAGGAGGCAAGGAUCUUCAGGGUUUGUUUGGGAUGACAGGUUUUUAUCAGAGUUAAACCAAGUGAAACAAGAACAACAAGAAGGAGAAACGAAGCAGCUACAGCAAGACGAACAAGGGCAGCUGCAAGACAAUAAGCCAGAAAAAAAUGAUGUUAUUAGGGAUGUUAAGCCGACAAGAAACGUUGGUCCAAUCAACACCAUCGAAAGAAGCCGAUCCGGCGGUGAAAGACGAGGCUACCGUACUGGUAAGGUGUCCCCUGCUACUGAGCCGCCUUCUCCAAAGGUCUCAGCUUGUGGUUUUUGCAUUGCUUUUGGAAAACAAGCCAAGAAUCAUCGGAAAACGCCUAGUAAGCGUAGAUGAAGAUAGGUUUUGUCAAUUCUUUUCUUGUAUUUUCCAGUGACCGGAGGUGGGAAUUCCGGUGAACUUGAUGGCUGGUAGUGGGUAUAUCGAUAUAUGUUUUUGUGGGGGGGGGGGGGGUGUUUAAAAUUCAAGUUUCACUCCAUCUUAAUGAACUGAGAUGUGGGAUUUCUACAAAAACAAAAAGAACAGGUUAUGGAUGGCUAUUUUUUUGGUGUUUAAAGUUUUGAUCCUUUCUUAUUCUAUUAAUGUUUCCUAUUUCUGUUUCAUUCAGAAUUUUGUGGUUUGGGUGGAUGUAAUUAAAUUAAUCUGUAAAUGUUAUAUUUAGUUGUUGUUGAGACAAUUUUCACUUGUACAAUAGGCAAAAUCUUGAUUCACACUCUUCUCUUUCUUUCCCAUAGUAAGGCAUCUUGGUUUGGUUUGAUCUACUUUUCCUUUUGUGUUUUCUUGAACAAGAACAAAAGUUUUUUCUUCUUUAAGAUUUUUUUCAAUGGGAAUGUGUAGUGGUACUAAAAUAGGUUUAAAUUUUCUCGAGUGUUGGGGAUCUUUAUCUCAAUUGUGGAAAAAGGGUAAUCUCUCCCCUGUUCUGUUCUGUUUUCUUUUGGCAGAAAAUAUCAGGAAUUCUAGGGAUCAUCAAACAGGGGAGAGUGGACCCUUGAAUCAGUUUGCCUCCACUUUGUUGUUUAUCCUUUUGCAAACAUUAAAGUCACUUCUUAGUUGUCUUAAUUUCCUUUUAAUUUAACCAAAUUAUUAGCAUCUCAUCCUCAGAGAUGUCCACUGGUUAGGAAGGGUAUUAAGGUUUGAUUAAUCUAAG